UUGUCGAUCUUUUAAGCAUGCGGGCUGAGGCCACUUCUUCUGACGGCCAGCCCUUGUUCAUUCGAUUGGCUGCUUCUGAUGUGUCACAGUUGUCAGCCCACGCGGGAAGAAGCAGUAGCAGCAGCAGAGUAGUUGCACUCUCCAUUUCAAUUCCACUGAGCGUUGCCGUUUUGAGUUGUCUGUUCAUUGGUGCAUGGUUUAUUCACCGCAGGCGCCGAAGACUGCUUGAGAAAUUUGUGAAGGACGGCACACCAACAUCGCUCAGCACAUUCACCUACAAAGAGAUGAAAAUUGCGACCAACAAUUUUGCCCAAAAGUUGGGAAAGGGAGCCUUUGGCUCCGUCUUCAAAGGAAUUCUGCCAAAUAAAACCCUUGUAGCUGUGAAAAGAUUGGAGGUUUCAGCUCAAGCAGAAAAGCAAUUCCGUGCGGAAAUAAGCACAAUUGGAAACAUAAAUCAUGUGAAUUUGGUGAGGCUCCGGGGAUUCUGUGUAGACGGAUCUGAAAGAAUGCUUGUUUAUGAGUUCAUGCAAAACGGGUCUCUCAACAAUUUCUUGUCCCGCAGGUCCAAAGAAGCAGACAAGGUUUUGGACUGGAAUACUAGAUUUGGAAUAGCUUUAGGCACUGCAAAAGGGUUACUUUAUCUCCACGAAGAAUGCAGGGAUCGCAUCAUCCAUUGCGAUAUCAAGCCAGAAAAUAUUCUUCUAGACGCGGAUUUCUCUCCAAAAGUGGCUGAUUUUGGAUUGGCAAAGCUUGUUGGCAGAGAUUUCAGCAGAGUGCUGACAACAACAAGAGGAACGAGAGGAUAUUUGGCUCCAGAGUGGCUGACAGGCGUGCCAAUAACAGUGAAGGUGGAUGUGUACAGCUUCGGCAUGACCCUUCUUGAAAUUAUCUCAGGCCGGCGAAAUAUUGACUAUAGAGUGCAGGAAUCUCAGUACUACUUCCCAACGUGGGCAGCGAUUCAAAUUCAGAAGGGAAACACAAUCGGUAUUGUGGAUGAAAGGAUUGCAGAUAAGGCAGAUAUUGAAGAGGUGAGAAGAGCAGUUGUGGUAAGCAUUUUGUGUAUUCAAGAAGAUGAGAAUGGAAGGCCAAGCAUGGCUCAAGUUGUUCAGAUAUUGGAAGGCAAAUCAGAAGGUAACGUGGCAAAAUAUGAGAGGCGCUUGCAAGCGCUCAUCGAUGAUCAUUGUGUUUACUAG
This is a messenger RNA of Cryptomeria japonica (Japanese cedar), 1193 nucleotides long. Its product is annotated as G-type lectin S-receptor-like serine/threonine-protein kinase At2g19130. Lineage: Eukaryota; Viridiplantae; Streptophyta; Pinopsida; Cupressales; Cupressaceae. The record is from RefSeq and is a predicted model, not a curated record. The transcript has a single exon. The coding region runs from base 18 to 1193 and encodes 391 amino acids. Gene Ontology annotation, molecular function: protein kinase activity; ATP binding. Gene Ontology annotation, biological process: protein phosphorylation.